Messenger RNA from Pseudonaja textilis, 2585 nucleotides. RefSeq names its product bone morphogenetic protein 2-like. NCBI's taxonomy places the organism in Eukaryota, Metazoa, Chordata, Lepidosauria, Squamata, Elapidae. Gene Ontology annotation, cellular component: extracellular region. The record is from RefSeq and is a predicted model, not a curated record. Gene Ontology annotation, molecular function: growth factor activity; cytokine activity.
GAGAAGCCAUUAAGGGGGGGAAAGGAACAUGGAUUCUUGCCGAGAACCUCAAGUUUUGCAACCCCAACUUCUCCAGUUCCACAAUGGUUUCUGGUAACUUGUCUGUUUGGGUGAUUUUACUCGUACCUCUCGCCUUCUGGGCAUCUGAGAGUCUUCAGAUGGCAUCCCCAGGCACUGCGGAGCCCGCAAGCAAACGUAUCCCGGAGCAACUUCCCCUCCAAACCUUCCAAAGUGUUCUGUUGAAACGGCUGGGCUUGCAAAGGCGCCCAGACCCCAAACCCAAAUUGCUGGUCCCCCAGUACCUGCUGGAUUUAUACCGUUUUUCCUUGAGGCGGCUUCCAGCCUCUCCAAAGGACACCGAGCAACCCUUCCUGGAGGCUCGAGCGGCGACAGCCAACACCGUGCGCACCUUCCAUCAUGUUGAGGAUUCGGCGCAUGUCUCUGAAGGCGCAGGAAAUUCGUUCUACUUCCUGUUCAACCUCACCGUGCUGCCUUCGGAGGAGGAGCUGACUGCCCUUGAGCUGCGCCUCUACCACUCCCCUAAGGAAAGUCAGGGCUUAUAUAUCCACGUUUACCAUGCUGUGGAUCCCCCACCGGUGUCCCCAAACAAAAGCCAGCUCCUCACGUGCAAAUUUGUGACGCCCAGCCAGCCCAAAUGGGUGAGUUUUGAUGUGACGGCUGCUUUCCAGGAAGCAAGAGAACGGAAGCAUAACCUGGGGCUUCUGGUCGAGGUGCAGCCUUCGAACCGCAGCCGCGAUCUUCCGUGCCAGCAGACUUCCCUCCGGGCAAGACGCUCUCCUGGCCAAGAGGAGGCUCAGUGGGCUCUUGAAAGACCUUUACUGGUCACCUACAGCCAUGACCAAAGAGGGCAACCUCUGACCCACCGAAAAAGGCAAAGCAGAAGCCACCCUGUUACAGGCAGGGGAGCGACUAAAGUCCCGGCCUCUGCCAGGAAGCACAAGCACCUGAGGCCGAAGGUGAAAAGCAGCACCGGGUGCAGAAGGCACCGCCUGUUUGUGGAUUUCAAGGCGGUGGGGUGGAACGACUGGAUCAUUGCUCCCAGUGGCUACCAUGCUUUCUACUGCGCGGGGGACUGUCGCUUCCCGCUGGCCGACCACAUGAACUCUUCCAGUCAUGCUGUGGUGCAGACCAUCCUGAACUCGGUGAACGCCAAAGUGCCCAAGGCGUGCUGUGUCCCCACAGAGCUCAGCCCCAUUGCUAUGCUUUACCUAGACCAGAACGAUAUGGUUGUCCUCAAGACCUAUCAAGACAUGGUGGUGGAGGGAUGCGGGUGCCGCUAGAAGCCAAAGUGCACAGGAUGGUCUUUCCUCAGUAUUAGAAACUAGGGGAGUCUCUCAGUAAAAGUGACGGACAAUAAAGUUGGGCCUGUCAAAGGCAUUUCAUGUAUUGUUGCAAAAGGUCAGUACAAAAUCACCGCAGGCAAGGAGCUAAACAGGAUCUUCCCCUGCGGAAUUAAUUUAUUCCCAAAGAUCAGCAAUAGCUCAAGGCUUUUACAAGGAUAUCUUCCCACGGGGGCCACAUUCUGCAGGACCCUGUUGAAAACAGGACGGUUGUUGUGAUUAAUCUCAUGGGUGAGCAAUUAAUCAUUUUUGCCUGCCACCUUUUAAUGCAACAAUCGAUCAACAAUCACUCUGAAUAUAAUGUCACUUUCAACUAGCAGGGACUAUGGGAGCUGGAGCACAAAACAACUGGGAUGCAUGAAAUUACCUGCUCCUUAUUAACGAGUAUCUAGAUAUUCUUACAGACAUGACAGCCAUCAGAUGAACAAUACAUGAAAUAUUUAUCAAGCCUAUCACAAUAAGAGCCCAGGCCAAAAUUAAAACAAGACAGACAUGCUGAAACUAAGAGCAUAACUAAAACAUAACUAAAGAGAAAGAUAUCCAUGAAAUGAUCAUUCGAUAAUACUUUGUUUUCUGUAUUUACACCCGUUUUGUAGCUUUGGGUAAUUUCUCCAGUCAAAAUGUUGUUUUAAUCAGAAUUAUGAAGGCAAAUAUUUGGCACAUAAGUUUCUUAAGCGGUAGAACAAUCCAGUCUUUCAACUGCAUGCAGCUUUUUACCCAUCAUUUUGGCUGCAAUCUCAUGGGGCCUUAGAAGGUGGCACAGAAUGAUGGGUUUCCCCAGAUCAUUACUCUCUGGUCAGAAAGGGAAUGGAAUCUAACACAAAGAGUCUUCUUGAACCCAUCAUAACAUUAUCAUAACAUCAGGGUCUCUGACUGUUGUAGGAAAUUUGAGGAAACCCAAAAUGCUUGGGCAACUGUGCUACGAACUAGAGAGGUCCAACUGCCACCUCUGUGGGUUCGUAACACGUUGUCCAGGAAUAGUGAAUUUCCUCAGAUUUGAUACUGAGGGAACAUCAAAAUUUGAACACACAACAAUCUGGUAUCUAACCUAGCGAAUCAAAAGCACUCUGAGACAUCCCAUUAAACCAAACAGCCACAGUCUAGUUCCUAACUGGUCAUUACUGACCAUUACCUAAGUGGGGUGAACCCAGCCACAUGUGUCUUAUACAAUGCACAUAAUCCAGAUGGAGGCUACAUCCCACGUGGCAAUAAACAAGCCUGGUU